Molecule: messenger RNA, 1630 nt
Organism: Erigeron canadensis
Lineage: Eukaryota; Viridiplantae; Streptophyta; Magnoliopsida; Asterales; Asteraceae
Product: CDP-diacylglycerol--serine O-phosphatidyltransferase 1-like
Exons: 13
Coding region: 169-1428 (419 amino acids)
Biological process (GO): phosphatidylserine biosynthetic process
Molecular function (GO): L-serine-phosphatidylethanolamine phosphatidyltransferase activity
Source: RefSeq, a predicted model, not a curated record
CACACACACACACUCAUUGAUUUUAUAAAAACAAAAAACAAACGUCCCCGAAAUCUCACAUCACUCAACUAUAUUUCCCUUCAAUUCAGAUCAGAAACCUACGGAUCCCUGUCUCUCCUUCAAUCUUUCUGAGAGAUUGAGCUAAGUUGAUAAAAUAAAAAUAUUUGAAUGGAGUGUAAUGAACGUAAGAGAGGAAGGAGAAAAGACUAUGUAGCUCAGCAGAGUUAUGAUGAUGAAUUGGACCCAUGGACCGCUUGGGCUUACAAACCUCGUACCAUUACGUUGUUAUUUAUAGGCUCAUGCUUUUUGAUUUGGGCAAGUGGAGCUCUUGAUCCCAAAAGCAAUUCAUCAGAUGAUAUAGUAACAUCUGUCAAAAGGGGCAUAUGGGCAAUGAUUGCAGUUUUUUUUAGUUACUGCUUGCUUCAAGCUCCAUCAACGUUACUAGUUAGGCCACAUCCUGCAAUCUGGCGCCUAGUUCAUGGCAUGGCCGUUAUCUACCUUGUUGCUUUGACAUUUUUGCUAUUUCAGAAUCGUGAUGAUGCUAGGCAGUUUAUGAAGUAUCUCCAUCCUAAUCUUGGUGUUGAACUUCCUGAAAGAUCAUAUGGUGCUGAUUGCCGAAUCUAUGUACCCGACAAUCCCAGUAACAGGUUUAUAAAUGUUUAUGAAACACUUUUUGAUGAAUUUGUUCCGGCUCAUUUGUUUGGGUGGUGGGGAAAGGCAAUCAUGAUUCGCAAUCAACCCCUUUUGUGGGUGUUGUCGAUAGGAUUUGAGUUAAUGGAGCUCUCUUUUCGCCAUAUGUUGCCGAACUUUAAUGAGUGCUGGUGGGACAGCAUUAUUCUUGAUAUUUUAAUCUGCAAUUGGUUAGGUAUCAAGGGAGGAAUGCUUACUGUUCGUUAUUUUGAUGGCAAAACGUAUGAGUGGGUUGGAAUAAGCCGUCAACCAAACAUUUUGAGUAAAGUAAAACGAACAUUAAGUCAAUUUACUCCAGCUCAUUGGGACAAAGAUGAAUGGCACCCAUUCCUUGGCCCAUGGCGGUUCAUCCAAGUCCUAUUUCUUUGUAUUGUAUUCUUAACCGUUGAGCUCAAUACCUUUUUUCUUAAAUUUUGCCUCUGGAUUCCUUCACGAAACCCAGUAAUUGUUUAUCGAUUGAUACUAUGGUGGCUUAUUGCCAUUCCUACAGUUCGGGAGUACAAUUCUUACCUACAAGACCGAAAACCCGUGAAAAAGGUUGGAGCUUUUUGUUGGCUUUCUGUUGCAAUCUGCAUCAUCGAACUCCUUAUUUGCAUCAAAUUUGGGCAUGGUCUGUUUCCAACUCCGAUGCCCAGAUGGCUAGUAAUUUUGUGGUCAUCCGUUGGUGUCAGCCUUCUUGCAUUCUUGAUCUUGUGGACAUGGCAAUUUCAAAGAACUUUAAGCAGAAAGCGCCUAUGAUAUUUUUCCAAGAUUCAGAAUUGAGUCAACUUAGCGAUAGCCUCCAGUUUUUUUUUUGUGGAUUUACAAGCGAGAAACAAAUCGUAUUUUCUUUUGGUAAGAUUUCUCCCACCAUUGCUGUAAAUUUUAGGGUAUUAAUUAAGGUGUUAAACUAUAAAGCUAAGUUUAAAAAGCAGUUAAUGACUAAGGUUAUUCUUAUUGA